Molecule: messenger RNA, 1602 nt
Organism: Aspergillus glaucus CBS 516.65
Lineage: Eukaryota; Fungi; Ascomycota; Eurotiomycetes; Eurotiales; Aspergillaceae
Product: amidase family protein
Exons: 3
Coding region: 1-1602 (533 amino acids)
Source: RefSeq, a predicted model, not a curated record
AUGCGCCCGUGCCGGGGGAUUCAGCUGGAAGAAGCGAGCAUAGACGAUAUUCAGGGGUUGUUGACAUCGCGGGCCCUGUCCAGCGUUGAUCUCGUUUCUUGCUAUCUGGAGCGCAUUUAUCAAACCAGCAGCUACCUCAAUGCGAUUUUGCAAAUAAACCCAGAUGCCUUCACGAUUGCAGCAAAGCUCGACGAAGAGCGCGACAACGACCAGAUCCGCGGUCCGUUACACGGGAUCCCAUUCGUCGCAAAGGAUAAUAUAGGGACAAAGGACCGUAUGGAGACUACCUCUGGCAGCUGGGCACUAUUGGGAUCUAUAGUCCCGCGGGACGCGUUUGUGAUACGCCAGUUACGUGAAGCAGGAGCCUUGUUGCUGGGAAAGGCCGCGUUGAGCGAAUGGGCCGACAUGAGAUCGAACAACUACUCGGAAGGCUACUCCGGCCGUGGAGGCCAGUGUCGCAGUGCUUAUAACUUGACGGUCAACCCGGGUGGGAGUAGCUCUGGGCCUGGAGUCGCUGUCGGUGCCAACCUUGUCCCCUUUUCCGUGGGUACGGAGACAGAUGGUAGUGUAAUCAACCCGGCAGAACGGAAUGCCAUAGUCGGUAUCAAACCUACAGUCGGCUUAACGUCGCGCAGCGGUACUAUCCCCGAGUCAUUGAAUCAAGAUACCAUAGGUACAUUUGGGAAAACGGUGCGCGAUGCAACCUAUGCACUAGAUGCCAUCUACGGUGUGGAUGACCGCGACAAUGCUACACAUUCGCAGCAAGGGAAAACUCCCUCUGGAGGCUACGCUCAAUUUCUGAGCAACAAGAGUAGUCUUCAGGGCGCAGUAUUUGGCCUGCCAUGGGAAUCCUUCUGGAAACUAGCUGGCCCAGAGCAGCUAUCCCAGCUAAUGGAUCUUCUAGAUUUGAUAAAGGAAGCCGGCGCGAUCAUAAUCAAUGGAACUGAGUUACCGCAUCACCAAAAGAUUGUUUCGCCUACCGGUUGGGACUGGGAUUAUGGAACCGUGCGUGGUUAUCCUAACGAAUCUGAGUACACCUACAUCAAAGUCGACUUCUACAACAACAUCAAGGCAUAUCUCGCAGAGUUGGACAAUACCUCCAUGCGCUCACUAGAGGAUUUAGUCGCGUACAAUGCCGAGAACGCUGGCUCCGAGGGCGGACACCCUGACGUCCAUCCCGCGUUUGCGUCUGGACAAGACGGUCUCGAGGCAUCUCUAGCGACCAAAGGAGUGAUGGACAAAACCUACUGGCAGGCACUCUCAUUCUGUCGCCGAACCACUCGCGAAGAAGGCAUCGAUGAAGCUCUGCAGCACGGCGACAGCGUCUUGGAUGGCCUUCUCGUGCCACCAGAUGUCGCUCAGAGCAUUCAGAUCGCAGCGCAGGCCGGCUAUCCAGUGAUUACUGUCCCGGCUGGCGUAAACCGCGCUUCUGGUAUGCCGUACGGACUGGCGAUCAUGCACACGGCGUUUGCGGAACCGACGUUGAUCAAGUACGCAAGUGCUAUUGAGGAUCUGCAGAAAUCUACGGAUACUCAGUGGAAGCGUACUCUGCCUGAGUGGCGUGGGUAUCGGACUCGUAAUAUUCCUGUGAUUAACGAAUAG